Messenger RNA from Hydractinia symbiolongicarpus, 5496 nucleotides. RefSeq names its product malonyl-CoA-acyl carrier protein transacylase, mitochondrial-like. The coding region runs from base 4112 to 5179 and encodes 355 amino acids. NCBI's taxonomy places the organism in Eukaryota, Metazoa, Cnidaria, Hydrozoa, Anthoathecata, Hydractiniidae. The record is from RefSeq and is a predicted model, not a curated record. The transcript has 6 exons. Gene Ontology annotation, molecular function: transferase activity.
AUAUGAUCUAUUCUUCUGACGUAAAAUGGUAAAGUGCUAACGGAUUUUAUGGACUCUUCUAUCGUUGAUUUAACGGGUAUGAUCUAUUCUUCUGACGUAAAAUGGUAAAGUGCUAAGGGAUUUUGUCCCAACAUCCGCAUAUUCCUAUCUCUUAUGGGUAUUCUUAGUAUAGGAAUUAAAUAGCAAAAUGGUGGUCGAACAGCUCGUAAAACAUUCUUUAGAAUUAGACUUAUCUAAAAAAGAAGCUAAACAUUUUAUAUUAGCAGUUAGGAUGAAAUGGGCAAUUAUUUUUACUGGUCGUGUCUUAGUAUUUUUUAUUUUUAUUGGUACAUGUUAGAAUGCACGCUUCUGUUUUCUUUAAAAAUAAUCUGAAACGUCAGCAUUAUUAUUUUUCAAUUUUGUUUAAUAACAUAACCUUAUUUGGUCGUAACAAAAUUUUAAAUAAUUUUUUAAGCAAUUAAAAAGCUUUAUCUCUAUAAUAAUAGCCGUCGUCUGUCUGUCUCUGCACGGACCCCCCCGCUGAGUUAGAAAAUCAUGUUACGGAAACACGAAUAUCAAAUGCGAUAUAUUUUUAUCCAUUUUGCUGCGACGGGUACUUAUAAAGGACGGGCGAACCCGUGGAUUUUUCCACGGGCAACGACUAGUUUAACUAUAUUAUUUUAAACAAUAUUGACAUGUAUCAGUUUUUUAGAACCAUUUUUAGGAUCAAAUACACUAUCAUAUGGUUGAGUUUUUCUCGCACUUUGAUGUUGUAAUCUACAAGAAUAUAUACUAUAUUUUUAUUUUCCAACGGAGCAAGUUCUCUAUCUCUGAGAAUUUUUAGUUCAUCUUUGACUUAAUUCAACUAUUAAAAAUAGAAAAUUUAUUAUAAAUAAAAUUACUCGAUCAAAUAUAUUAUCUUGCAGUUCGCUGUUGAACAAAGAACUUUACGAACCAUGACUGAAAUUAAAAAAUAAUCUACUGAAUAUACUUAAUAGAAUGGUUUAUGCUCGGUUCAUAUGAUAAACUAGUUAUCGCACUUUUCCUUAGAAAAUAUUGCCAUUUUUGUGGUUUAGUUCUCGUAUAAGUUACUCGCCUAAAUUUUCGUGGUGACCGAGAACCUAAAAGAUUUAAAAGGUAUAUCCGAUAUUAUUCUCGGCACUGUGCGCAACUAGUACAUGUUGAUAACCAUAUAUUCACAGAAGACUAAAAAUGUUGUAAUUUACAAAUAUGAACUCAAAAUAAACAACAGAUCUAAUUAAGUUCGACCAGUUUAAAAGAAAAAACAACAACAAAAAACAACAACAUGAAGUUAAACUAAUAAGUAGAAGAAAAAUAACAUGAGAACAAAAAUAAAUACUAAAAUCAGACUGAUAAUGACAGGGCGAGGUGUUUAAUUCUACCGUUUAAUUCUGCUUAUGUUGUAUAAUCAUCAAAACCAGAAUGAAAUAAUUGUUAAUGGUUCAUGCGGUUUAUCAAAUUUUAUUUUGGCCCAAUUAUACAAUUAAGAGAUGUAUUAUGCAAUCUUUGUUGUUUUUUACAAUAAACUUUACAAGGUGUUUUUUCUUUUUCUUCUUUUUGUUAUAUAAUUUCCCAACCAUCAUGUCGGGUUAUUUUCUUUCACUGUGGCAAUUUUUCUUGGUGGUAAAGAGUUUUUCGUAAUGAGAGCAAAACUACAAACGAUAAUAGGUAUAAAGCCUAAAAAGUUUGAUGUCUCCAUCAUACUUGGGAUGUAUUUUCUGUUUGCUGUGCGGACUUUCUAUUUUCAGGCUGAAUUGACUAGAAAUCCACCCAAUCAGAAUGUAACGUUGCAUUACAUUUGGUUGAGUGAAAACACUGAGUUUUCUCAUUCCUUGUCUCACAGAAAAAGUUGUAGCAAACACAAACUGUAAAAAAUUAAACAAAAAAAACAAUAAGUUAGGGAAACCUACCUAAAGCUAUGGAAUGUACGUAUUGAACAUUAAAUAACAAAAAAAAAUAUUCAAAAGUUUAGCCCUGUUUGAUGGAAGUGUUGACUGUGUAACCGGCAUUUCUUCCCACAAACCAUAUUGGCUAACCUGAAAACUGUUUGUUCAAACAUACCACGUAACAUUGCGUACUGGAAAAAUGUCACAUGGACAGAAGAACACCAAGCUGUGACAAACUUAAAUCGAAAGUGGUCCUACAACUAAACUAAAGUAGUCUCUGUCGCUUUAUUUCACUUGCAUCGCUGUAAGGCAUCUAUCCUUAAAGAAUCGCAGUGCGCAGUUGCAAUAAAAAGAAAGAGGGCCUGGUAAAAACUUUACACUAAAUGUUAAUACAACAACAGAACCUGUGUAAUUUAUUUUUUAUGUAAGGUAAAAUCAAUUUUUUUAAAAGCGGAACUAUGCUAAAUUCAACUUAUGGUUUCAAUCCGCUGCCAAAUUCAAGUUUAGAUUAAUUACCAAAAUUAAUCUAAACUAAUCACAUUAUUAUCAGCAACUCACAUUUCCUUAUCAAUGUUGCUAGAAUACAGAGGAGGCGACAUGUUAUUUUUCACAGUAUGGGUUCUUAUGCAUUAUUAAUGUUGCCUACGUGAAUUUCCACAGUGUAUGGUGGUAGUGGAGUAAAGUGAGUAACGUAUACAUCGCAUAGACGUCACGUUUCCUCGUUAGCUUCGAUUACAUACGUACCAUGAAUCACGCUAACAACAAUAAACAAAUUAACAACUAAAAUAAAUCGUUUUUGUGAAUGCUAAUAGCGCACAAUUUUAUAUAAACAAGACGUAUGAUAUACGCAAACAACCUCGCGAAUAAAGUUUACAAAAAGCUGUCUAUCAAAUUGGGAUUUUUGUUACGAAGUUAGACACGACAUAUUUUACUAUUCAGAUACGCAAUAAUAUUUGUUACACACUUAUUUUACAAAAUUGAUUUGUGAGACCUUCCUGAACGAAAAAUUCCUCGAACUUUUAAUUUUCGAUGGGUCCGUCUUGGGUGAACCGACUGACAGGAAGAGGAAAGACCACAAACCCACAAACCCCAAAAUUUGCGAAAUUCAUUAAUUCAGUUAAUUCUGCCUACAUUCACUUUUAAAAAGUUUGGUGGAAACACCUUUAUUUACUAGUUAGUUAAACAAGUGUUUUGAACACUUGUCUUAUCUUUUUAAAAAAGAAAAAAGAAAAAAAAAGUAAAAAUAGUUACCAAGAUGAGAUUCGAACACACGACGACUCCCGUGUCGGUGCUCAGAGAGGCAAAAAUUUCCAUUCUUGUAGGACACAUUUGCGUUUUAAUACAAGCUCACGAGCUUGUAAAAAUAAUUUUUUUAAAUACUAAUCUUUUAACCCAAAUCAAAUUAUCAUGAUUUUUAACCUUUCUCGCAGGCCUUCUUACUUGCAUACAGGAAAGUGUAAUUCUGUGGAUAACACCACGGAAUGACGAGUGUAUUUAUGACAGAAGGAGAAAAAAACAAUUUGUCUAUUUAUAUGUGUGCUUGUGUUAUGAACAAGACUGUAAUUACAUAGUCUACCCUGUUUCUUUAUGGAAAUGUUAGAAAAAUUAUCCAUGAGAAUAACAGGGAGGACAAAAAACCACUCACACCGCAUGAUGCAACGAGAUGCACGUAUAUUUCCACAAGUUGCUUCUUUGAUGCUUUUUUCUCUUUGCGAGUAAACAAUUAUCAUGUGAUGGAAUUCAACAAAGAAAUUAACAAUCUUGUUGGAUACAAUCCAAAAAUAAUAAUAAUAAUAUUAAUCUCAUUUAACUGUGUUUCAUAUUUGAUGUUUACUAAAUAUUUCGUGUUCAUUAAAAAUGUUCUGCGUGUGUCGAAGCCACACAUCAUUAUGAUAUUUCAUUUCAUAGUCGACCACCUCCAUCGGCGCUUAGGAAAAUCCUUGGCAGUUAUGAAUUUAGUAAUUUUUAGCCAAUCAAAAAAGAAUACCUGACCUCCCGUGCUACAUUUUCUGCACAUAUAUAAAAACUGCGAAUUCGAUCAAAGGUAUCUAAAUUCAUCGGAAGUUGAUUGGGAGCGUAUCAAAAACUUUAGCUUUAGUUGCCGGCUUGAAGCUAUCAAAUAAAAAAAAUCUUCUUUCAGAAUACAUUUAUACCAUUGUAAAUUUGGUGUAUUCUAAUUGCUACUAAAAAGUGUUUUAAUCUCAAGUUCAAAAAGUUCAAAGAAGAUGAAAGGUAUAGUUUUAGCCGCCUCUAAAGCUAAAUGUUUGUUAAAAGCUCCCGGACUUCGUAAUUAUGUACCAGUAACUAAGACCGCACCAUUACCAACUUUCAGAGGAGAGAAAACAGCCAUACUAUGUCCUGGUCAGGGCGCACAAUAUGUUGGUAUGUUACAAAACCUCAGCCCUGACAUUGAAGAACCUUUGCGAGAAAUGACAUCAGAAAUAUUAGGUUACGAUUUAGUGAAGAUUUGUCGAAAUGGACCAAAAGAGAUUUUGGACAGAACAUUGUAUACCCAACCUGCUGUAAUGGUAGCGUCAAUACUUGGAUAUUACAAACUGAAAAAUAAGCUGCGAGAGGAGCACGAUGUAGAAGAUUUUAAUGCUGGAUUUGUUUUUGGGAAUAGUGUGGGAGAGGUUUCUGCGUUAUGUAUUGCAAAUUGGAUCACUUUUGAAGAAGCAUUGCAGGUUAUCAAAGUUAGAGCAGAGUCAAUGGACAGAGCUGUAAAUAUGGCGGAGUCUGCAAUGGUUGGGGUACAUGGAUUGGACUUUGAUGAUGUAAAACAAAUGUGCGAAGAUUUAACAGAGAAUGCUGGUGACAAAAACAAACAUAUUUCGAUAGCAGUUGAGCGAUUUUAUAAAAGUGUUGCGCUCGGUGGCUCCAAAGAUUUGGUUGAGAAAGUGUUGAACCGAGAACAUUUCCUUCUCAAGAAUCCUUCAAAAGUGAAAAUAUCCAAAAUGUUCAUGAGUGCAGCAUUUCACACGCCAUACAUGAAUCCUGCGAUAGAAGAGUUUUACGACGCACUUUGUAGCGUAAACAUCACUCCUAACGAUACUACGCUUGUUUCGAAUGUUACCGCGCAAAAAUAUACGAACAAAGAAGAAGUUGCGGAAUUAAUGGCACGUCAAAUCGCGGAACCUGUGCUAUGGAAUACGAUAUUAGACAAAGUACGCGGAAAAUACUUAUCAGGUUCUGUGGAAAACAUAUACGAAGUGGGAGCUGGUCGACAGCUAAAAAGAAUGUAUGAGAAACUAGAUCGUGAUUUAUUUAGCAAUGUUCAAACUGUCGAUAUGUAACUUUCAUUUUUGCGUUUCGCCUCUAGUCAAGGGAAGGCGAUAUUCUCAUCACAAAACUGCUAUUUCAAACAUUUGAAAAAUCAAUUUUUUUACCUUUUUCAUCAAUAAGUUGUCUAGAAUGCAACAUCGGUAUUAAAAUCUAUUCUCAUGCAAGAAAACAUUUAUCAGUGUGUUUUGUGCUAAUGAAUUGUAAAAUUGUGCAUAUUAUAAACGUUUAUUUAUUAGAAGGCUUGUUUUUUCUCUGGAAAUGUAACACUUAAGAAUUUACUUUUAUUUUAUAUUAAUUUUAUUUACCAGAAUACAGCUAAUUUUACUGA